This is a messenger RNA of Camelina sativa (false flax), 2022 nucleotides long. RefSeq lists its product as uncharacterized. NCBI's taxonomy places the organism in Eukaryota, Viridiplantae, Streptophyta, Magnoliopsida, Brassicales, Brassicaceae. Gene Ontology annotation, biological process: regulation of gene expression. Gene Ontology annotation, molecular function: nucleic acid binding; zinc ion binding; RNA nuclease activity. The record is from RefSeq and is a predicted model, not a curated record. Gene Ontology annotation, cellular component: peroxisome.
AGUUGGAAGCUAGGACGUUGGCCUCACAGACUUGCCUUUUCUCGAAGACAACAAUCAUAUUGGCUCACUCACAUUACCUCUCUGUCAUGUGAGACUUGAGAGGUGCUUAGUUUGAACAGUGAUGCUUGUAAGAUUUUAGUAAUACUGCGACAUUAAAAAAGUUUGUUACAGAUGAUGAAAAUAGUGAAGAUAUACAAAUACUGCAAGCAUGUUUCGAAAAUAUUAUAAAAGUUAAAGAACGCAAAGUAUAAAAGUUCAUGCUACGACAUAUCCGAAGAAGCAUAGUGGUGGAUCCUUUGACAUUUCAGCUUUUUUUUUUGUUGUCGAUGCUGAGAAAUUGAGGGAGAUAGGUAUGAGGUUACCCAGUUUACUUGGGAGAGAAGCGUCUUGUCAUUGUUGAGAAUAGAAUAGAGAGAUGCUGAAGUGAUAUUCUACUAACAUUUUAUGGUAUUCAUAGUUCGUAAUUAGAUAAAAUAAUCAUGUAAUAAGAACCUUUUAACUUAUAUUUUCUGGCGUUUAUACAUGGUUCUCUUUUUUUUUUUUUUUUUUUCUGCGGUUUUACUAACAUGCGAGUCUUGCAGUUAUUAGAAGGUUUGUUCAGUCUCAUAGUGACCAGCUUGGUUGGGAUGGGAGUCAUUCGUGGAGUCAGACCAGAUCAGCAGUUGGUGUAAUGUCAACUAAAAUUUAGCCUUGGUCUUACAUAAACUUGUCUAUUUGGAAACUAAUAUCGACAGGGUACUAAAGAAGGUUGGUAUGAUGGAGGAAGAAUUGCAUUUCCAGUGAUUCUUGUCAUUGAAACUAACCCUUUUAUCCUGAUGGAAUGGCUGGACAAAUUCUAGGAAUGGCAACAGAAGCUAAAAGGAGAGCCUAUGAACUUUUAAAAAAGGUUACAAUACAAGAAGGAACGGCGCGUGAUUAGACAUCAUAGAGUUUCAGAUUGCUGCCGCUAGCGUGAUGGUAUAGAGACAAUAGCGGACCUAGGACUGUUUUUUACCCAGUGUGAAAUUUGGGGAGGUCUCUAUACAGUGAUGAACUAUAAUGGUUCGCUCACUAUUUCUGCCUACGGAGACACCAAUCAAAUCCCUUCUUCUGUCCAACAAGCUCUUUAUUCCACCGGCGUUACACUCAAUCACGUCCCGGCUGGAGUGAAAGAUGCGAGCGACAAGAAGAUAUUAGUAGAUAUGUUGUUAUGGGCAGUGGACAAUCCAGCUCCUGCGACUUUCAUGCUCAUUUCUGGUGAUAGAGACUAUUCUUACGCUCUUCACCAACUGCGAAUGAGAAGGUACAACAUCCUUCUGGCCCAGCCUGACAAAGCAUCAGUUCCACUAAUCUCUGCUGCAAAGACAAUAUGGCUAUGGACAAACAUAGCUUUUGGGGAUUGUCCUCGUGGCAAACAAGGUGAAUCCUCACGACCCAUUGAUAGUGGACGCCAACAUCAUCGUUCUGGCACUGAUGUAUUAAGCCAUCCGGUUCGUAAACAAACUCAGAACAUUAAGCAGUUUGACUCAGCUUUGGUCUCUAGAACUGGAAACAAGAGGGGCGGAAGCUUCUGUGAAUUAUGCAAUGUUGUUUGCUCGAGCCAUGAUUUAACCUUUCACAUCUCUGGUAAAAGGCACAGAUCUAAGCUCGUGCAAGUAGCCGGUGAACGCCCUCAUGUCACUGGUUUAACCGAAGCAAAGCAUGUAUGGUGCAGAGUUUGUCAGACGAGUUACAACAGUGAAGCUAGGUAUGAAAAUCACAUCUUAGGGACAAGGCACCAGAACAAACUUGAAGAUCAAGCCGGGAAUUCAAGAAAGCGCGUCUGCAGAAUCCGUUAAUGGUCCUCCUUUAAUAUUAGAGCGAAUGAAAAUGCAAUUAGAGUUUGUAAAAUUUUGCUAAACUGGUAGUGUUUUGAGUCUCACCUUUGUUUAUUUGGAUCGGGAUGCUGGAAAAAAAAAGCUGAGCCAAGUUGAUAACUUUUGGUUAAUUUGGGAGAAGCUUUAUUAUUACUUUGGUAAAACUAACUUUUGGAUUUGAGACUCA